Sinocyclocheilus anshuiensis is the source of this 3590-nucleotide messenger RNA. It is a transcript of the gene trim25, whose product is annotated as tripartite motif containing 25. Gene Ontology annotation, molecular function: zinc ion binding; protein binding. The record is from RefSeq and is a predicted model, not a curated record. The coding region runs from base 168 to 2339 and encodes 723 amino acids. The transcript is spliced from 13 exons. NCBI's taxonomy places the organism in Eukaryota, Metazoa, Chordata, Actinopteri, Cypriniformes, Cyprinidae.
AAGAUUCGGCUCUCCCCGACGGGAGUCGGCUCUUCUCGUUCGCUACAAAGAAUUGGCUCUUAGAGCCGGCUCGUUCGCGAACGACACAUCACUAUAAGUUUCGUUUUCACUAAGGGCAAGCAGUUGAGUGUUGACUCAGUGAUCGCUGUUAACUUGGACGUGUCACAAUGGCGGAAAAUAUGUCUCUACUGGGUCUUGAGGACGAGUUGACAUGCAGUAUCUGUUUAUGUCUAUUCGAGAACCCGGUGAGUUUAAUCUGUGGACACAGUUUCUGCGCCAACUGUCUCGAAGCGACAUGGAACGACAGGAUAUCAUCUCUGUCCUGCCCUCAUUGCCGAAUGGUGUUCCCCAGUAAACCUGAACUAAAGAAGAACACCGUCCUCAACGCGGUGCUGGACGCCUAUAGAAUAAAAGCGGGUGUCUCUGAACCAGUCAAGGAACAUUUUGAGGUGAAAAAGAAAGAUCCAGAUGCGAUCAAAUGUGAUAACUGCAUGGAAGCCAAAGCCGUCAAAACUUGUCUGACAUGUAUGGCGUCUUAUUGUGAGGAUCAUGUCAGGCCUCACCGGGAGAAUGCCAUUUUCCGGGCGCAUCAACUGACUGAUCCGCUGCCAGAUCUGAUGGAGCGUCUCUGUUCAAAUCAUGGCAAAUUGAUGGAGUUCUACUGCAAUCAGCACCAGAGAUGCAUUUGCAGUACCUGUCUGCAGGACAUGCAUAAAGGCUGUGAUUUUAUCACGGCAGAUGAGCGACGCUUCAAACAAAAGACCGACCUGACUGACAAGCUCAACAUCCUUGAGGUCAAAACUGACAAAAAUCAGCAGGUUAUCACACAGAUGAAGGAGCAACAAAUCAAAUUAAAGGACCUAGCUGCAACCCGCAAACGUGUUCUUGAGUCUGAAUACAGGCAGCUUAGAGAAAUGAUUGACCGAGAUGAGAAAGAAGCCAUGCUUGCUAUCGAUAAGGAACAGGAGAAAGGUCAGAGCAAACUGGUCUCCUUGAUAAAGAAAUUUAAUGAGAACAUCGAGAAGAUGAGUAGGACCAAAUCUGAGAUCAACAUUCUGCUGGACCAGUCGCAGUCACUAGAAUUCUUAAAGGCCUCUGUGGAUUUGCCCUCUGUGGUAAAUGUUGAGCCCUAUAACCCUCGUAUGAAUGUGGAAAGUAAAGAGGUGAUAGCUUAUCAUUCCUCUGCAGUUGCACUGAAGGAGUGGGUCACCAAAUUAAUGGAGCAGCCAUUAGAAAACAGAAUCUCUGUACUUAAACCAGAGUUUGAGAAAUCUGUUCUUGGCGCAGGUCUAGGAAACCAAUUCCCAGGAAUCCCAAGUGAGAUUCCUGCCCUCCUGCCAAAUCCAAGAGACAUGUGUCUAGGAAACCAAUUCCCAGGAAUCCCAAGUGAGAUUCCUGCCCUCCUGCCAAAUCCAAGAGACAUGUGUCUAGGAAACCAAUUCCCAGGAAUCCCAAGUGAGAUUCCUGCCCUCCUGCCAAAUCCAAGAGACAUGUGGAUGCAAAAAGCACCGAUCGCGUGGUAUGACCCUUCAGCACAUUUGAGCUGUGGUCCCAAAGCCAAGGCUUCAGGAACUAAACAGAAAAAUUCCAGCAAGACUGCUAAAGAUCAGAAGGAUCACAAAGAGCGCAAAGACCAGAAGCCAAACAGAUCUAGGAAUCCUUCUAAAGGAGCAAAUCCUGUUUUCUCCAAAAGCAUGGAAAACUUGCUUGACAUCACAGUUAAAACUGUAGACAUACCUGACAUAAAUCCACCUGCUAUUUCACCAGCUGUGCUAAACUUUGUUAAACGAAGUGACCUUCUUAAAUAUGGCACUAUCCUCAAUUUUGACGUCAGAACAGCUCACAAGCGGAUCUCGCUGUCUGAAAACAACACCAAAGCGACAGUCUCGGACGACCCAGCUCAUUAUACAGAUAUUCCCCUUCGCUUUUCUGUCUGUUCCCAGGUGCUCUGCACAAAGGGUUUCUCUCAGGGCCGUCAUUAUUGGGAGAUCAAAAUGAGCAGUAACAACUUCUGCGGAUUGGGACUUGCAUACGGACGAAUUGACCGCAAGGGUCCCUCUAGCCGUCUGGGGCGUAAUGCAGACUCCUGGUGUGUGGAGUGGUUUAACGUGAAGCUUUCUGCAUGGCACAACAGCAUCGAGACGGUGCUGCAGAAUCCCAACCCAAGCCGCGUGGGCAUCUUGCUGGACUGUGAUCAGAGAAGUGCAACAUUCUAUACUGUGCAGGACCGGGCCUACCCUUUCCACACAUUUGUCUUUCCUUUCACUGAGGCUGUGUAUCCCGCUUUCUGGAUCUUCUCAAAUGGCUCUUCUGUCUCUUUGUGCAAGCUCAGCAAUUGAAAGUAUCUAAAUUGAACUGAUACUCAUUUUAAUGAAUUGAAGUUUUGUUUAUCUUUGGAAGAAAAAUGUAGAUAUUUUUUAUAUACUGUCAUCUGUGUCCAUUCAGUGAGUCCACACAACCAGAAUGUUCAAGCUUCAUGAAAUCUUUGAAGGAUUUUCAAUAGAUGGGCAAAAAUAAUUACGGUAAAUUAAAAAUAUCUUCAUUUUUGUUCCAAAGAUGAUUAAGUCUUUUGAAACGGGUUUGAAAUGACAGGAGCAUGAGUAACAGAUGACAGAAUAUUAAUUUAUGGGGUUUAAUCAAGCCAGGUUUGAUGCAAAUAAACUUUUUAAUUCUAAUUUAGGUGUGUUGUGACUGUACAGAAUGCAUAAAGCCGUCUUAAAGCAGUUUUAAUCUAUAAAUGUCUGGGUAAUGUCUUUACAUGUUGACCAAAAAAAAAAAAAAGAUUGAUGGAUGAUAUCUAAAGGCUAAUGCAGUCCAACUGUCACUAAAUAAACCUCAAUAAACUAUUAUAACUAUUAUAUGGCUACGUACCAAAUAAAAGUAAAUUAAUUAUUGAUUUAGUCUGAAAUUACUUUCAAGAACAAGACUGCAGAAGUGAUGCAAGAGACACUAGCUCAGCUAUGCUGAAAAUACUUAAAUUGAAAACAGCACAAGACAACACUCAAUCGAAUCGUUUAGUGGUCAUUAUUCAAAAAUGUUUGACUUAAUUGCUAUGAUUGACGUCAUUGAUCCAGAAAAGGGAAAUUUCAAUGUACAUAUGUGGUUUGCAAAUGUUGACACAUUAUUCUUAAUUAAUCUUACUUUGUUCUGUGAAUUGUGUUAUUUUGGCUGAUUUUACUUGCGAGUUGUUUGAAGUGUUUAACUUCAUCACAUGAUCACACUUGACAUUUGUUGGUUUGAUCACAUGGGCAAAGUCCACUGGCAGUGUGCUCCAGAUAGAGUUGUAUUGGUUCUUGAUCAAAGUAUCCUCGCCGGGUCCAGUCAGUUUUUAAUUUAAGCAUGUGCAAUUCUGUCAAACCAACAAGUGUUAAAUGUGUGUUAAAAAUGUUAAUAGUGAAAAGAAAAGUUUAGUAGUAAGGCAUUUAUUGUUUGCUUUAUGCAAUAUUACAAUUUUGGUUGAUACAUCAUAUAGAGUGAUUAUUUAAAAAAUGUAAAUGAAAAUAUUGUACAUUGUUGGGGAGAAAAAUAUACAUAAAGUAAAAUAUCAGAAUGAUACCAAUAAAAGCAUUACAUGACCAAGUCUCGUAUAA